Colletotrichum chrysophilum is the source of this 744-nucleotide messenger RNA. RefSeq lists its product as uncharacterized. The coding region runs from base 1 to 744 and encodes 247 amino acids. The record is from RefSeq and is a predicted model, not a curated record. Lineage: Eukaryota; Fungi; Ascomycota; Sordariomycetes; Glomerellales; Glomerellaceae. The transcript is spliced from 2 exons.
AUGUCGACGCCAAUACUACCAGUCUACUUCGAGUUGAGCUGGUCGAUUCUCAGCACCAUCGGCGCUGCGAACGUGUUCUUCGGGCUCCUCAUCGUCGGAAUCACGACCUUUUCUCAGAUCACUGUGGUACCGAUCAUCUCAUCCGCGGCGGGAGCCAUCGCAAACGGUCUUUGCUACUACGCAUAUUAUGACGAAGGGUAUGGGCUGAAGAACAAGGCAGCUGCUUCAGCGUUCGGGGAUCUCUUCUGGCUGAUACAGGAGGUCGGGCUGUCGUUUUAUAGCUACGUGCUCCUGCGCAGGAUACUGAAGGAUCGGGGGUGGAUGAUCUUCAACAGCCUAUUUUGGAUCAUUAUCGCCGCCCUCGUUGCGCUCCGGAUCAUGAUCGCCACCUCACGCAUCAAAUUCAUCCUGCGAGGAAACACGAAUCUGCAGAGCACGGUGAAUAAUCUCCACAUCGCCUACUUCGUCCUCAUCGCAACGUUGGAAUGCGUGAGCGCCUUCUUCCUACUGAAGACGUUUGCCGAGGUCAAAUCGACGUCGAUUCGAGCGGCAUUGAAAGGUGGUCUGUUCAAGUACCUCAUGAGGAGUACCGAGGUCCGACUUGCGACGCUUGCCAUCCUCGGAACGAUGAGAGCCAUCACGUACUCAUUUCAGAUGACGGCUCAGAGCGCGACAAAUGCCGCGAGCCAGUUAGAUCGAUUUGCGUACACAUUGGAAUGUCUAUUCCCCGUCGUCAUGUUGUAA